Messenger RNA from Labeo rohita (rohu), 1623 nucleotides. Its product is annotated as proline rich transmembrane protein 1B. The transcript has 4 exons. The coding region runs from base 126 to 884 and encodes 252 amino acids. NCBI's taxonomy places the organism in Eukaryota, Metazoa, Chordata, Actinopteri, Cypriniformes, Cyprinidae. The record is from RefSeq and is a predicted model, not a curated record. Gene Ontology annotation, cellular component: membrane.
GAGAGAGAGAGAGAUCGCUCAAGCCCGAGCCAUUUCACACAUACACACGUCUGGACAUCGACAUACUCCUGCUGGAUAUUUCCCACAGGAUUAUUCUGCAUCCUGAUGACCCCUGACCGUCUCUGAUGGACCCAGCCGCUCCUCCAAACAUCCCCGAUGAUCGAACUCAUCCCGGGUCUCCCGGCAUCCAGGAAGCUCAUGAUUCCUCUGGACAGAGAGAAGCCACGAUCCUACCCAGCGUUCCUGCAUACGACUCGGUCAGCAUCCUCACCGCUGGCCCGACCAAUGACACGGACAGCAUCCAAACAGCCCAUCAUGCAUACGAUACUGACAGCAACAGGACCCUGAACCCGGCGUUCGACACGGACAGCACCCACACCCUCCACCCCCCGUACACUGGCCCCGCUGGAGGCGACGGCCCAACCAACAGCGUCCCACCGAACCCUCCUCCAUACAGCCCACCGGACCCUAAAACAGCCUACCUCAUGUACCCCUCAGCACUGCCGCAUUACCCCAACCAGCCUGUCAUCGCCUGUCAGCCUGGUGCCAAUCCUGCUUUCUACCAGCCCUCGUUCCUCCCUCCAUCCACCUACCCGUCCUACACCAUAUACAUGAACGGACCACCACUAGGAGAGGAGCAGCCACCGUUACCUAAAGAUUACCUGGUUGAGUCCUUGUUGGUGACCAUCUUCUGCUGUAUCAUGAGCGGUCUCGUUGCUGUCAUGUACUCUUAUGAAACCCGUGCAGCGCUGACCAGGGGUGACAUCCGUGAAGCUGAGAAAACCUCCCAGAAGGCACGUCUCCUUGUCAUGUUCAGUUUGAUGUUCGGCAUAUUUGUUUUUGUGGGCUGGAUUAUUUAUGUAGUGAUAGUGCUCUGUGCAUAGAAACUUUCUUCAGCACUGAUUUGAUCAAAAAUACAGUAAAAACAGUUAAAUAUUAUUAUAAUUUAAAAUAGAUGUUUUCUAUGUGGAUAAGUUGUAAACUGUAAUUUAUUCCUGUGACCAAAUCUGUAUUUUUUAGCAUCAUCACUCCAGUCUUCAGUGUCACAUGAUCCUUCAAAAAUCAUUUUAAUAUGCUGAUUUGCUGCUCUUAUCAAUGUUGAAAACAGCUGUGCUGCACAAUAUAUUUGUGGAAACUGAUACAUUUUAUUUUUCAGGAUUCUUUGAUAAAUAGAACAGCAUUUAUUUGAAAUUUGAAAUUCUGUAACAUUCACUUUUGAUCAAUUUAAUGCAUCCCUGCUGAAUAAAGGCACUUAAUUUCAUUUAAAAAAAGGACUGAAACUUCUGUAUAGCAGAAGUGAGUCUUGUAUGAAAAAGCACAAAGUGUUGAUUUAAACAUUAAACGUCUCACAUUUUAAACAAAUUCACUCAUGAUUUUAUUGCAUAAUGUGCAAUAAUAUGUACUUUCAGAAGUCAAUCAUUGAUAGAGUUUGUAUUUACAGUCAAUUACAUUCAUUUGUUCCUGGAAUAGGAAAUGAAAGACCUUCCUGUCACUGGUAAUAAACCUUGUAUUUCUGUUGACUUCUAUUACAAUUGCUAACAAACUGAAUUAAGUGUACAGUCUUAAAAAAGUUUGUAAUAAGCACUAUUGUGUGAAACCUAAUGCAUUUAUGCUGCACUAAAU